This is a messenger RNA of Acaulospora morrowiae, 1968 nucleotides long. The record is from the annotation of a GenBank genome assembly. NCBI's taxonomy places the organism in Eukaryota, Fungi, Glomeromycota, Glomeromycetes, Diversisporales, Acaulosporaceae.
AUGUCAAACAACGUGGAUUACGAUGAAGAGGAUGCCUUCCUUUAUGGCACCUUGGGAAACGAAACAACCACAGCGCAAGGAGAAGAGGAAGGUAAACAAAAUUCUGGACUUUCACCGUCAACCGCGUUCGUUGUAAAACAAGAAAUAUGUUUCGUUGUAUCUUUAUUACUAUUAGUUUUAAUUGUUGGUUUCAUUAUCUCUUAUGCCAUAGUGAAUCCUUCUUCCAACAAGAUAAAAAAUGAAGAGAUUGAAGAGAACUCUAAUAAAGAAUUAUUUUCUUUUGGUCAAUAUUUAACUGUCUUAUUUGAUCAUUUCACGUAUUAUCUGGAUCGUUUCGAUAAAAAUUUAUGUAUUGGCUCUCUCUCAUCAGACGACGAUCUCUUUGAUCUAUAUGGGGACGAGUCAAAUAAUGAAAUCAGUAAAGUGAAUGAAGACUCGGGACAAAUCGCAACAGAUUCGGUUGCAAUAAGCGAAGAUGAUAAUGAAAUUGGUCAAAUUUAUCAGGAGGAAAUACAGUCUAUUGAUCCUAUGGAACCGCUGGAAGAAAAUGAAAUUAUUAUGGACGCCGUGCCGCCACCGAAACCGACAGAUACCGGUACUAGAAAUCCACUGGUGAACAUAAAACCCAAUACAUUCAACAAAUCCAUUGGACCACAACGGCAUGAAGGAGGGCAAACGUCAUCAAGUCGAACUCCCGGAGUUGACAUUAAUGCUAUCGGAACAAUUGACGGGACCAGUAUAUAUGACGUUGAUUUAGAUUCGGUAGAAGAUAAACCUUGGAGAAAACCUGGUGCUGAUAUUACGGACUAUUUCAAUUAUGGAUUCAAUGAGUAUACGUGGAAAGCUUACUGUGCAAAACAAAAGCAAAUGAGAGAAGAUCAGCAUUCGCGUAAGAAAAUUCAUGUGUAUGAGUCUAAGCAAGAGAUAAAUAAUUUACCGCCGGAACUACAGUCCAUAAGUCAAUCCCAAACAGGACUGGAUCAUCCAAGAUUUCAACAACAGCGAGGACGAGGGCGCCGCGGAAGAGAUCAAGAUGACUCGGUGAUUCAGGUGGUCUCUAGUGAAAGAGAAGCAGCUUUGGAUGAACUGGAACCUCUUCCUCAGCCAACAAUUAUGGAUGGACCUCAAAACGAUGAAUAUGGAAUGGAAUCAGGUGGCUAUCCUCAAGAAUUUCAAGGUCCGCCCAUGGGUAUGGGAAUGUUCCCACCACCAGACAUACAAAUGGGUCCUCAUCCACCUUUUUUCAUGGGAAAUCCAGAAAUGCCACCAUCUGGUCCAAUGGGAUUUGAUCCCGCAUACCGAGGUGGUCAAGGGAUGCGCAACAUGAACAAUAUGGGCAAUAUGAUGCGCCCCACAGGGAUGCCAGGAGGUAUGCCUGGUAUGACAAACCGCAUGCCACCCACAAUGCCAGGUGGUGGCAUGCCUUCUGGUGGAAUGCCCGGAAUGCCACGGGGAAUGCCUGGAGGAAUGGUUGGAAGAGGUCGUGGCAUGGCAAUAGAAGAAAGGCCUUUCUUUUCCAUGGAUGAUCAAUCAUGGGAAAUGGAAAACCGCAAUACACAACCAUAUCGCCCCGUGUUUCAGGGUCGACCACCAACUGGCCCGAUGCAUGGUGCCGGGGUGAAUCGAUCGGAUUAUAAUGAUUGGGAGCAUUCCCCUCCACCUGAUGCACCAUUUGCACAUAGGUUACGACCGCCUUUCAGAUCCGGCGCACCACCGACCGGACCUGCCGAUCAUCGUGGACUCUCUGCGUCGGUAGAUAGCCCAAGUUCAGAUCGAGGAGAUGAAGAAAGAUCUGGCGAUAAUCGGAGUGCAUCAGGAAGUGCGGAGCGAACACAUUCAGGCGCAUAUGACCGAGAUAAUAGGAGUUAUCGCUCACGAGAAGACGAACGUUGGGAUGGUUCACGAAAACGAACCACUGGCGAAGCCCCUCGUGAUGAUGACGAAUUUCGGGCAAAACGAAGACAUUAA